Torulaspora delbrueckii is the source of this 645-nucleotide messenger RNA. It is a transcript of the gene VPS20, whose product is annotated as ESCRT-III subunit protein VPS20. Gene Ontology annotation, cellular component: ESCRT III complex; multivesicular body. NCBI's taxonomy places the organism in Eukaryota, Fungi, Ascomycota, Saccharomycetes, Saccharomycetales, Saccharomycetaceae. The record is from RefSeq and is a predicted model, not a curated record. Bases 1 to 645 code for a protein of 214 amino acids. The transcript has a single exon. Gene Ontology annotation, biological process: vesicle budding from membrane; late endosome to vacuole transport via multivesicular body sorting pathway.
AUGGGCCAGAGAAGUAGCAAAGUUCAAAUCACGGAUAAUGACCGAGCCAUAUUGCAAUUAAAGAGAUCAAAGGACGAAAUUCACAAGUUUACAAGAAAGACUGAUCAGCUUAUAACAGCAGAAAGGGCUAAACUAAAGCAGAUGAUCAAGGAGAACCCUGAGAAAUACAAGAAGGAUGUAAAAGUACGGUUCCUACUGAAACGAAUUCAUUAUCAGGAUCACUUGUUGCAGCAGGCAAUGGAGCAACUCAUUAAUUUGGAAAACCUUGUAUCAACGUUGGAGUUUAAAUUAGUAGAAAUUCAGUUUAUUAAAGGCCUAGAAAGGGGGAACGAGAUUUUGACGAAAUUGAAUAAAGAGUUCAAGAAUGUAGAUGAGCUGAUGGACAAUGUUCAGGAGCAGAUAUCCUAUCAAAACGAGAUUGAUGAUGUAUUAGCCCACAGUGUUGUAGGAGUUGACAAUUUCGAAGCCGAGUUAGACAAGGAGCUGGAGCAGCUGGAUAGAGAAAUUAAUCCACAACCUGUGGUUCAUAUGCCUUCAACUGAUAAGCUGCCCGAGUUAAAAAGUGAACCAGUGGGAAUUCCUGAAGAUUCCAGCAAAUUAGAAAAUGACAGAGCGAAUGUCGAAGAGCCUAUUAUAGCUGAAUGA